AUGUCAUCUCCAGCUCCAGGUGGUCAAAGAACAGACAUCAAACGUCGUAACAACGCCAAAUCAAAAGCUCAAUCUCAACAACAAACUCCAACUUCUUCAAGAUCUGCUGGAUUUGGUGGUUCAAGUGCAAAUUUAUUAAAAUUAUAUACUGAUGAAGCUCAAGGUUUAAAAGUUGAUCCUUUAGUUGUUUUAUUCUUAGCUGUUGGUUUUAUCUUUUCUGUUAUUGCAUUACAUGUUAUUGCUAAAUUAACUGGUAAAUUUACUUCAUAA
Molecule: messenger RNA, 270 nt
Organism: Hansenula ciferrii
Lineage: Eukaryota; Fungi; Ascomycota; Saccharomycetes; Phaffomycetales; Wickerhamomycetaceae
Product: SEC61-beta family protein
Exons: 1
Coding region: 1-270 (89 amino acids)
Biological process (GO): intracellular protein transport
Cellular component (GO): Sec61 translocon complex
Source: RefSeq, a predicted model, not a curated record